Messenger RNA from Eremomyces bilateralis CBS 781.70, 2597 nucleotides. Its product is annotated as FAD/NAD(P)-binding domain-containing protein. Bases 345 to 2492 code for a protein of 715 amino acids. The record is from RefSeq and is a predicted model, not a curated record. Gene Ontology annotation, molecular function: NADH dehydrogenase activity; calcium ion binding. Lineage: Eukaryota; Fungi; Ascomycota; Dothideomycetes; Eremomycetales; Eremomycetaceae. The transcript is spliced from 3 exons.
UCUCAGUGACCGAAUACCGGGAACGCUUGACAAGGAGACGAUCGACAGCCGGACUAGCAGCGAUAAAGCUUGUGAGUAGUGGAGCCAUCGUUGCGCUGCGACGUCACUCAUCGCACUACCACAGGCUCUCUCUCCAUCCCUGUUUAUUUGUAAAGGUGCCCUUACUUGAUGUAAUCAUCAAAUCUUCUAUUCUGUUCCCAACAACAUUUGUAUGGGAAUAAAGGAGUGUGAGGUGAUAUACGACGGUCGUUUUGGUCUCAAAUGAACCCUUUUCAAUCGCUUUACACCACACGGUCUUCAUCUCUUACCCAAGAAACACGCGUGAAACCCAUUGACAGCGCGUCAUGGAGGUCUCUGGUACCUCCCGUCUCGUAGGACGAGCCAUCGCGAAACUCGGAAGAUCGAAUGCAUAUCGGUUGGACGUGUCGCGUGCUCGUCUCCCUCGACGAUAUGCGUCCUCAACCACUACCCGUCGAUUACAUCAAGGACCCUCGUUGAAACCAUACGAUGGACGGCUUGGAUCAACCGUCCGACUCUCUCCAUCACACUCACCAUUUCUCCUCAUCCGAAGAACGGCAUCUACCAAAGAAACUCCCUCCAAAGAUGUCCCAGCCGAAGAUGCUGCCGCCAAAGCAGCUACCGCCAAAGAACCCCCUACCAAACGCCCCCUCUCCCGCUUCUUCUACCGCUCCGUCUUCUACAUCGGCUUCCUCGUCGCCAGCGGCGGCGCCCUCGUCCUCGGCUUCUUCAUCUUCGAUGCGACCACCUACCGCAUGACGCCGCAAACCAGCGAAUGCCCCGUCUCGACGCUCGCACUCAACCCACGCAUCGGCGGCCCGAAGAACCUCCCCAUCGCCGAGCACCUGCUCGACGACGACGACUCGCCAGAGAAGCGCAACCAGAAGCACAAGCCGAAGCUGGUGAUCUUGGGGACGGGGUGGGGGAGCAUCGCGCUGCUGAAGAACUUGAAUCCGGACGAGUACCACGUCGUGGUGGUGAGUCCAUCGAAUCAUUUUCUGUUCACGCCGAUGUUGCCGAGCGCGACGGUGGGGACGCUGGGGUUGCAGAGCUUGGUGGAGCCGGUGCGGAGGAUUGUGGCGAGGGUGCAUGGGCAUUUCAUGAAGGGGAUGGCUGUAGAUGUGGAUUUCAGCGCAAAGUUCGUGGAGAUCGAGGGGGAUGCGGUGGGGAAGGAUGGGAAGAGGGAGCGGUUUUACUUGCCGUACGAUAAGCUGGUGGUUGGCGUUGGGUCCGUCACGAAUCCGCAUGGUGUUCCAGGUCUCGAACAUUGUCAUUUCCUUAAGGAUGUGAGCGAUGCGAGACGGGUUCGCAAUGCUGUGAUCAAGAACCUCGAAGAUGCCUGCCUGCCAACCACAUCCGACGAGGAGCGAAAACGGCUCCUCUCCUUCGUCGUCUGCGGCGGCGGUCCGACCGGCGUGGAGUUCGCCGCCGAGCUCUACGAUCUACUAAACGAGGACCUCUCCCACUUCUUCCCCCGCCUCCUCCGCAAUGAGAUCUCCGUGCACAUCAUCCAAUCCCGCGGCCACAUUCUCAACACCUACGACGAAGCGCUCUCCAAGUACGCGGAGCAGCGAUUCAAGCACGAUAGCAUCGACGUGCAGACCAAUUCCCGCGUCAAGGAAGUCUUCUCCGACCGCAUCCACUUCACCCAGAUCGGUGGCAACGGCGAGGUGGUCGUCAAGGAAAUCCCCAUGGGCUUCUGCCUCUGGUCCACCGGCGUCUCCCAAACCGCCCUCUCCCGCUCCCUCGCUGCGAAGCUUUCCGAUCAGAAAAACCGCCACGCCCUCGAAACUGACGCGCACUGCCGCAUCAUCGGCACGCCCUUGGGUGACGUCUACGCCAUUGGCGACUGCGCCACCGUGCAGAACAAUGUAUCGGAGCACAUCGUAUCGUUCCUGCGCACCGUCGCCUGGGAAAAGGGCCAGGAUCCCGAGAAAGUACAACUCACGUACAGCGAAUGGCGACAGGUGGCCACCCGCGUGAAGCAGCGCUUCCCCCAGGCGGCCGACCACCUCCGCCGGCUCGACAAGCUGUUCAACCAGUACGACCAGGACCGAUCGGGUACGCUGGACUUCGGCGAGGUGUAUGAGCUGCUGAGGCAGAUCGACGCGAAGCUGACGAGUCUGCCGGCAACGGCGCAGCGCGCGCACCAGCAGGGGCAGUACCUAGCGCGGAAGUUCAACAAGAUGGCGCAGAUGGCGCCGGGGAUGGGGGUGAAUCAGGUGGAGUACGGGGAUCUGGACCAGGCGGUGUACAAGCCGUUCGCGUAUCGGCAUCUGGGCAGCUUGGCGUACAUCGGGAACGCGGCGAUUUUCGAUUGGGGGGGUGGGAUGAGUUUUGGAGGAGGGUUGAUGGCGGUGUAUCUUUGGAGGAGCAUUUACUUUGCGCAGAGCGUUAGUUUGAGGACGCGGUUGAUGUUGGCAAUGGAUUGGGCGAAGAGGGCCAUCUUUGGUCGAGACAUGAUGAACUUCUAGAGCAGGCGAUCGAAUUGUCAGCAAGUGAAGUAUGUAAUAGUUAUAAAUGUUAAAUGUACAGCUCAUAUCACCUGUACAUCAUCUAAUGACAAUUGUUUAGACUCG